Grammomys surdaster is the source of this 3764-nucleotide messenger RNA. It is a transcript of the gene Otoa, whose product is annotated as otoancorin. The record is from RefSeq and is a predicted model, not a curated record. Bases 110 to 3505 code for a protein of 1131 amino acids. Gene Ontology annotation, biological process: cell-matrix adhesion. The transcript has 31 exons. Gene Ontology annotation, cellular component: cell surface. Lineage: Eukaryota; Metazoa; Chordata; Mammalia; Rodentia; Muridae.
AGUAGAGCUUGCAUCUCAGCAAGUGAGGACCCGUGGGCCAGGCGCUGGUGACUGGAGUGAACAGACAGAAGGACGGUAGGCCCAGUGAGGGAUUUCUCAGGAACCUAGGAUGUACUCUCUUCUCCUGGUCCUCUUUCUGAGCCAUGGAGGUGCAUGUCAGGGAGAGCCAAGCUCCAGGCAUGAUUUACACCCAUUGUUGCAGAAAAUGGCGGAAGAAAUAAUAGAGGGAAGCUAUCUGAAUGCGUUACUGGAUCUUACACUGUUUGAAAGCUCCCAUGUCUGGACUGCAGACCUGUCCCACAGAGUCCUUGCCUAUGUGAACUCACGGAAUGUGGCCUUCACUAUUCCCAGCCUACAGGCAGUCAUGGAAACCCACCUGGAACAGUAUCUGUACCAGCCACAGAAGCUGCUGGAGGACCUGAGGGCCACUGAUGCCCAGCAGUUCCACACAGCCAUGAAAUGCCUUCUGGAAGACAAGAGGGGCCACCUGGACCUGGAGGACAUCGUCAUCAACUUGGGAGACAUUCGGGACGAGGCCCUUCAGAGCCCUGGUGUGAACCGCAGCCUGUUUCUCAUCACGCUGGAACGCUGUUUCCAGGUGCUGAAUGCCUUGGAGUGUGUGGAGGUCCUGGGCAGGAUGCUCAGAGGGUCCUCCGGCAGCUUCCUGCAGCCAGACAUCACAGACAGGCUACCCCAGGACCUGCAUGAGGAUGCCUUUAAGAACCUAUCUGCGGUGUUCAAAGACCUCUAUGACCAGACUUCAGCUCACACCCAGAGAGCUGUCUACUCAUGGAUGACGGGGAUCCUGAGGACACCCUUCAACGUCACUGAUGGCUCCGUUUCAUGGGUCAGUGCAGAAAAGUUAUGGGUUUUGGGCAGAUACAUGGCUCACCUACCAUUGGAAGAAAUUAUGAACAUUAGUCCUACAGAAAUUGGGCUGUUUAUCAGCUAUGACAACGCCACCAAGCAGCUGGACACGGUGUAUGAUGUCACCCCUGACCUGGCCCAGGCAUUUCUGGAGAGGAUCCGAUGCUCCAGCUUUGACAUGAAGAACAUCUCUACUAUCCACAGGUUGGGGCUGUUGGUUUGUUUCUAUGACAGUCUGGAGCUGCUGGAUGCCACCCUAGCCCAAGUUCUUCUCCACCAGAUGCUCAAGUGCAGCCGCCUCCAGGGCUUCCAGGCUGACAUCCAGAAGCUCAAGGCCAAUCUCCUGAACAUUGCUACAGAGAACCAGACCCUCAACGAGACCCUCGGCUCUCUGUCAGAUGCGGUUGUAGGUCUGACCAGCACUCAGCUAGUGUCCCUCUCCUCCAAGGCAGUGCACGGUGCCAUCUCUACCCUCAACCAGGUUACAGGCUGGGGCAGAAGCCAGAUUGUCAUCUUGUCUGCCAAAUACUUGGCUCAGGAAAAGGUGCCGUCCUUCCACAACAUCAGCCAGAUGGGCGUGCUGCUGGCAGGGGUGGGCACACAAGCCUUCUACAGCAUGGACCCCAAGGAUCUCUGGCAGGUGCUGAGAAGCCCAGUUUCUCAGGAUAUGUCUGAUUUGUCACCUGUCCAGCAGCAAGGUGUCCUUGGCAAGCUGAUGGAGGCAGAAGAUGCUGCUUCGGGCAUCGUGGAGGUACCAAGAGCUCUCUUUAAGGAGGUGUCUCUCUGUGAUUUACGGAAAGAAUCUCGAUUCAAUGCUACAGUCCUGAAGGAGAAGGAGCUUCGCAGGAGCCAGGCCCUGUUCCUCUAUGAGCUUCUGGAAAAGAUCACUGAAAGGCCCGAGGAGCUCCUGAGCACCGGACAGCUGGUGAAGGGUGUACAAUGCUCACACAUUGAUGCCAUGAGUGCCCACGUCUUCCUGGCCCUCUUCCGGUAUUUUGAGAACAACUUCUCCCUGCUUUCUCCAGACCAGGUCAAUUGCUUGGCGUGGAAAUACUGGGAAGUUUCAAGGUCCUCCAUGCCACCAUUUCUCUUGGCCACCCUCCCGUCUCGAUUCCUGGCUUCAGUUCCUCCCUCUCGCUGUGUGCGUUUUCUGAUCAGCCUGGGUAAGAGGCACUUGGACACCUUGGUUUUAGAUUCUGACAAAAGGAGUUUGGUCAUCAGGAAGGUGCAGCAGUGUUUGGGUGGUGUCAUUGCUGAUGAAUACACGGUGGACAUUGUGGGGAACCUCCUGUGCCACUUGCCAGCUACCUUCAUUGAGAGAGGGAUCUCACCCAGAGCUUGGGCCACUGCUCUGCAUGGUCUCAGAAGCUGUACAGCUCUCAGCUCUGAGCAGAAGGCUGCAGUGAGGGUCAGGCUCCUGGAGCAGUGGGGACCUCCUCAGAACUGGACAGCAGAGACAGCCAAGGACUUGGCACCUUUCUUAGCAUUUUUCUCAGGAGAUGAACUGCACAUUGUUGCCACAAAGUUUCCUGAAAUCCUUCAACAAACAGCUUCCAAGAUGGUUGGUAUGCUGCUUCCUAAAGAAUUUCUCUGGGCUGUCUUUGAGUCUGUUCGGAAUCGCAGUAAUGAGAGCCCCAGCUUUGACCCCACCUUCGGUUGUCAUGGAAUUGUGACUCCUUCUUCAGAUGAUAUCUUCAAGUUGGCUGAAGCCAAUGCCUGCUGGGACCCUGAGGUCCUUCUCUGCAUGGAGGAGGACACUUUCAUCAGGAAUGUUGAACUGCUGGGGGCUGUGAAGGGUUUCAGCCGGCCUCAGCUGAUGGCCCUGAAAGAGAAAGCAAUCCAGGUUUGGGGCUCACCCUUCCACUGGAAAGAACACCAUAUUGUCUCCCUGGGACGUAUUGCUUUGGCUCUUAGCGAGAGUGAGCUGGAGCAGUUGGACCUCAGCUCCAUAGACUCUGUGGCAUCCCUGGGCCUGCAGACAGAAUGGACCCCAGGACAGGCUAAAUCCAUUCUGCAGACAUUCCUUGAAGAUUCAGGCUACGGUAUUCAGGAUUUGAAGAACUUCCAUUUGGUUGGGUUUGGUCCUACUCUAUGUGCUAUGGACCCCACUGAAAUAUCACUUAUAAAGACCUCAGAAUUCAGGGCAGUGGUAGCCAGAAUUGGGACACUGCUCUGCAGCACCCCUGUCUUGACUGAAUUUAAGAAGAAAGCAGAAGUUGUAUUUGGGAGACCCACGGAGUGGACCAGCUCCAUCUUGCAGGAGCUUGGGACCAUCGCAGCUGGGGUAACGAAGGCAGAGCUCCGAGUGCUUGACAAAGAACUGAUGCCGUACUUCCAGCCGUCAGCCAUAAGAUGCCUGCCUGGUGAGGUGUUCAGAGAGCUGUCCACGGAGCAGAUAGCUUCCCUGGGUCCUCAGAAUGCAGCCUUUGUAACCCACUCCCAGCGCCUGCAGCUCAGCUCGGCACAGCUGCAGAGCCUCCAGAGGGCACUAGAUGGCGCCAAGACUCACUCCUGGCAGACGGAUCCUAUGAGUUCCGGCCCUACCUGGUCAGUCUCCACUGGGUCCCCAACAGGAGGGGCCACCUCCCAGGCUCUUUGGCUUGGCUGUCCCCUGCUGCUUCUGAUGGCCAAGUCCUGACGCCGAGUGUCCUGUUUAGUGUUGCAAGAAGCUGGAGAAGUCUGGCUUGAUGUCCCUCCCCUGGAGCACCAGGCAGCGUUGGAUUUCUCCUUCGACACUUAGCUGGGCUGAAAUAAAUGAAUCUCUCAACAGAAGCCAAUAUUCCUGCCUGAUUGCUGCAACUAAUUGAUGUUUUGUGACAAGAAGUUGGAGCAACAGAAAGGGUGGUGCAGCACUGGCAUUCACCACCUACUGGAAGCCAUAUCAUCUACAAGGUGAC